Molecule: messenger RNA, 1053 nt
Organism: Pollicipes pollicipes
Lineage: Eukaryota; Metazoa; Arthropoda; Thecostraca; Pollicipedomorpha; Pollicipedidae
Product: ras GTPase-activating-like protein IQGAP1
Exons: 8
Coding region: 1-1053 (350 amino acids)
Biological process (GO): mitotic actomyosin contractile ring assembly actin filament organization
Cellular component (GO): cell cortex
Molecular function (GO): actin filament binding; calmodulin binding; GTPase activator activity
Source: RefSeq, a predicted model, not a curated record
AUGGACAGCCAGCGGCAGCAGAGCGUGGCUUACGAGUAUCUCUGCCGACUGGAGGAGGCCAAACGCUGGGUCGAGGCCAUGCUGGACGACGUCCUGCCGCCGACCACCGAGCUGGAGGAGUCGCUGCGACACGGCGUGCACCUGGCGCGCCUGGCGCUACUGCUGCGGCCCGACACCUCGCGGCGCGUCUACGACCUGCAGCUUACGCGCUACGCCGCCAGGGGCCUGCAGUUCCGGCACACGGAUAACAUCAACAUCUGGACGCAAACCAUGCGGGAGAUGGGGCUACCACAGAUCUUCAUACCGACGACCACUGACGUGUACGAGAAGAAGAACAUGCCGAAGACGGUGUACUGCAUCCACGCGCUCAGCCUGUUCGCCUUCAAGCUGGGCCGGGGCCCACAGAUGCCCGACCUGCUGGGCAAAGCCGUCUUCACGGAUGCCGAGAUUGACGCCGUGUCGGCCGAGCUGCGCAAGUACGGCCUCAGCCUGCCGACGUUCAGCAAGAUCGGCGGCAUCCUGGCGCGCGAGAUGCCCGUCGACAAGGCGGCCCUUCACGCGGCCGUCAUCGUCAUUAACGAGGCCAUUGACCGACAGGUACCCGCCGAGACGCUGGCCGGCCUGCAAAACCCGAACGCUCACCUGCGGGAGGUGGCGGCCGAAAAUGCUGACCUCUACCAGAGCCGGCUGGCGGCGGCCAAACACAGCAAGGUGGAGGCUGCCCAGAACCGGUCGCUGUCGGAGACGUUCGAGGCAGACGUGUACGACGAGCUGCUGACCCAGGCCGAGAUCCAGGGCCACAUUGGCGCCGCCAACCGGGCGGCCGCGCUGGCCCGUCUGCACGAGGCGCUGGCUGGCGGCGACCCGGCCGGCCUGUGGGCCGCCCUGGCCGCUCCUUGCCUCCGACUGCAGCGUGUUGCUUCGGACUGCAUGUCGGACUACAUGGAGGGGCUGAGGCGCGUCACCAACGGCCACCCCCCGUCCACGGAGGACGUGCAGCGGGUGAUCGACCAGGUCAACCAGGUGUUCAGCCAGCGGCAUCAAGUCACGUAG